AUGCCUGACGCCGUGCCCGUCCGACCCUGGCCGCACCCGCGCCGUGAAGCCCUCGCCCCGCCACGUGCAUCACCGCCUGCACGCGCGCACGCGCACCGCCCUGACGCCCGUUUGCUCCCGCACACCCCGUCAGCCGUGGCCGGCACGUCCCCGGCCACCUCCGCUCGCGACCGCCGUGCCCCCUGCUACUCCCCGGCGCCCUCGCCCCGCUCCCUUGCUGCUUCUGCACUGGCUCGCUGCCUCCCCCAGCGCACGCGUCCGCGCCGCGCCUCCCGCUCGUCCCUACAGCAACCACUGCCCGUUGUAGCGCCGCCGACGUGCCCCCCGCCUUCACCUGCUGCCGAGCCGCACGAGCUCCGCCCAGCGCUUUCGCGGCUCGCCCCCCUCUUGCGCCAACCCCUGCCCCGCAUCCGCCCACCGCACCGCCCGCGCUGA
Messenger RNA from Aegilops tauschii subsp. strangulata, 435 nucleotides. The record is from RefSeq and is a predicted model, not a curated record. Lineage: Eukaryota; Viridiplantae; Streptophyta; Magnoliopsida; Poales; Poaceae.